Messenger RNA from Rhododendron vialii, 3877 nucleotides. RefSeq lists its product as uncharacterized. Gene Ontology annotation, molecular function: SNARE binding. Bases 222 to 3623 code for a protein of 1133 amino acids. Gene Ontology annotation, cellular component: EARP complex. Gene Ontology annotation, biological process: retrograde transport, endosome to Golgi; endocytic recycling. NCBI's taxonomy places the organism in Eukaryota, Viridiplantae, Streptophyta, Magnoliopsida, Ericales, Ericaceae. The transcript is spliced from 25 exons. The record is from RefSeq and is a predicted model, not a curated record.
AACACUUUACUAUACGAGAACACCGAAUACAUUACCAAAAUUUACAUCCUAGAACUCCCCUGAUCUCACUCUCUCUCUCUCUCUCUCCGGAGCCCAAACUCUGAGUCGAUCCGAUCUCCAUCUUCUUCAACUGCCGAUAGCCAGACAGACAAACAAACAAACAAACACGACGUCGACAAUGGUGUUCCGCCCGCGGCUUGAUUUGGGUGCACCGAAUUGAAAUGCAGUCAAAUUGGCCACCACCACUGGCGCUGAGUCCGUUCGCAUCCACUGGCGUUUUGAGCGGCGACGGGGGUUUCGACGGGACUAGGGCUUUACUAUUCACUUCGUUGAUUUUCUUCCAAGGGGGCGGCGGGGGCGGCAUGGACUUAUCCAAGGUCGGCGAGAAGAUUCUCACCUCUGUUCGCUCCGCCAGAUCUCUCGGCCUUCUUCCCCCCACUUCCGAUCGUCCCGAGGUUCCUGCACGAGCUGUAGCAGCAGCUGCUGUUGCUCGUGCUCUUGCUGGUCUACCUCCACACCAGAGGCAUAGUCUUUCAUCAAGCUCUGAAGAGUUGAGUUCAAUAUAUGGAAGCAGGCCCCAUGGCCAAGUGGUGGAGGAGAUAGAGGAAAAUUUUUAUGAAGAGGAUUUUGAUCCUGUAAGACACGUUUUAGAGCACAUCCCAUCUGAAGAAAAUGACUUAGCAUACUUUGAAGAAAAGGCUACUCUUAGAUUAGCACAACUGGAUAGGAUACAAGAGCGUUUAUCCCGCCAUGUUAUGGAGCAUCACGAAGAAAUGGUGAAGGGGAUGCAUUUGGUGAGGGAAUUGGAGAAAGACCUGAAGGUGGCAAAUGUCAUUUGCAUGAAUGGGAGAAGGCAUCUAAUCUCAUCGAGGAAUGAGGUAUCAAGGGAUCUCGUCGUUACAACAAGUUCCAAAAAGAAGCAAGUGUUGCUGGACAUGAUUCCAGUUUUAACUGAGCUUCUUCAUGCAUUGGAUAUGCAAGUGGUGCUUGAAGACCAUGUUGAGGAAGGAAACUUCUCUAAGGCAUUCCAAGUCCUAUCUGAGUAUUUGCAGAUUUUAGACAGUUUGUCUGAGCUUUCGUCCAUACAAGAGAUGAGCCGUGGUGUUGAGGUUUGGCUGGGAAAAACUCUUCAGAAACUGGAUUCACUUUUAUUAGGGGUGUGCCAAGACUUCAAAGAGGAGGGCUAUAUAACUGUGGUUGAUGCUUAUGCAUUAAUUGGUGAUGUUUCUGGUCUUGCUGAAAAGAUUCAAAGCUUCUUUAUGCAGGAGGUUCUGUCAGAAACCCAUUCUGUAUUGAAGAAUCUAUUGCAGGGGGAUCUGGAGACUUCAAAUAUGCAAAGUAGUAGACUUACCUACAGUGACCUCUGCCAUCAGAUACCUGAAUCAAAGUUUAGGCAAUGUUUAUUAACAACACUAGCUGUUGUAUUCAAGUUGCUGAGUUCAUAUUAUGCAAUAAUGAGUUUUCAGCCUGAUUGUAAGGUUUCAUCUUGCCACACCCCACAAAUAAAGCAGAAGCAAGAUGAUAUCCCUGGGGAUAUUCAGCAUCUUGAUUCAGCAAAUGAAAGUUCUUAUAGUCCAAAUGUAGAUGAUGUCUCGCUCUCUGAAUCUAUGCACAGAGUGGACAUGACAGCUACCGCCUCUUCAGCUGAUGCUACUGAAACUGAUGGUUCCAUGUGUACAAAAGCUCCCGAUUCCAUUGAUGAGUCAAGGAAUGGUGGGAGUGAUGCUUCAAGCAGUGGAUCCCCAUGGUUCCAGCUGAGGAAGGAUGCUACAGUAUUUGUUUCACAGACCUUGCAUAGAGGUCGCAAGAAUCUUUGGCAACUAACAACAAGCCGCGUAUCAGUGUUGCUUUCCUCUGCUGCAGUUUGUUCAACGAGCAUUCAUCAAUUUUUGAGAAAUUAUGAAGAUCUGAAUAUCUUCAUCUUGGCUGGGGAAGCUUUUUGUGGUUCUGAAGCAGUUGAGUUCAGGCAGAAAGUGAAAACCAUUUGUGAAAACUAUUUUGCUGCUUUUCAUCGGCAAAAUAUAUAUGCACUAAAAAUGGUUUUGGAAAAGGAGAAUUGGUUACAAUUGCCACCAGAAACUAUACAAGUUGUAAGUUUUGCAGGGCUUGUCGGUGAUGGAGCAGCCCUGAUUGUUCCAUCUGACCGUAACUCUCCUAAUAAAAGAGUUCUACGAUCCAGUGAGCCAGCAGAUUUAGUUGAAACGGACUCUAAGAAGAGUGGAUUUUCAUAUUGGCUUAAAAGUGGUAACCCAUUUUUGGUGAAACUAAGUGCCAAAGAGCAUAAUGAUUCCUUCUCACCUAAAGGGCCAGUCUCUGGAGAACCUAAUGGAAUACAUAAUGAGAAUCUUCACACUUACACGUUUCCGCCGAAAAACAAUGAUGCUAUUCAUGGAAAUGGAACUACUACCGUCUCUGAAGAUGAAAAUGAAGAUCUUCAUGCAGACUUCAUUGAUGAAGACAGUCAACUCCCAAGUCGGAUUUCCAAGUCCAAUCAUUCAAGAAAUUAUUCAGCUCAUAGUAAUGGUGAAGAAGGGAUAGCACAAACAGGAUCAUCACUUUGUCUUCUUAGGUUGAUGGAUAAAUAUGCAAGGCUUAUGCAGAAGCUGGAGAUAGUCAAUGUUGAGUUUUUUAGGGGAAUUUGCCAAUUGUUUGGGAUUUUUUUCCAUUUUGUUUUUGAAGCCUUUGGUCAGCAUCACAGCUUCUCAAGUGGAAAAGGCUUGACUGACUCGCUUAGUUAUCGGCUAAAGACAACAUUAUCCAGAAUAGCCCAAGAUUGUGAUCAAUGGAUAAAGCCCCAGUCUGUCUCUUUAUCUUCCUCUUCACCAACGUCAAUGAAUACCUCCCUCAGUCAUACGGAUGUGACACCUACUAGUCCACGCAGCACCAAUUUUGGCUACUUGCCUACCACAUCUUUUGGUCUCAAGGAAAGAUGUGCGGGUGCUGACACUAUAUCUCUUGUUGCUCGAUUAUUGCAUAGAUCUAAAGUUAAUCUUCAGUCGAUGCUUCUGCAAAAUAAUGGAGCUGUAGUUGAAGAUUUUUAUGCACAUAUGGUGGAUUCUGUACCAGAUCUUACUCAACAUAUUCAUAGAACGACUGCAAGAUUACUUCUUCAUAUUAACGGCAGGUAUGUUGAUCGCAUUGCCAACGCUAAAUGGGAAGUUAAAGAGCUUGGACUAGAACACAACGGUUACGUAGAUUUGCUGCUGGGAGAAUUUAAGCACUACAAGACAAGGCUUGCUCAUGGAGGAAUUCAGAAGGAGGUUCAGGACCUCCUCUUAGAAUAUGGACUUGAAAUUGUUGGUGAAACUCUCAUUGAAGGCCUAUCGCGAGUGAGGAGGUGUUCUGAUGAGGGACGAGCUCUUAUGUCAUUAGAUCUUCAGGUUUUGAUAAACGGCCUACACCAUUUUAUCUCCCUAAAUGUGAGACCAAAAUUUCAAACAGUUGAAACUUUCAUCAAGGCUUACUAUCUUCCUGAAACUGAAUAUGUGCAUUGGGCACGCAAACAUCCGGAAUAUACAAAAACUCAAAUCAUAGGGUUGAUCAAUCUCGUUGCCACGAUGAAAGGAUGGAAAAGAAAAACAAGGUUGGAAGUGCUAGAAAAGAUCGAGGGAGCUGGAGUUUAGCUUCUGCUAGUGUUGUUUGUAAGAUUUCAAGGAUAUAGCUCUUAACUAAAUUUUGUACCUCAUCUUUGUCGCCCCUUUAAAUGAGUUAUGUAAAUUGCGUAAUUGCUUAGUCUCUCUUAUUGAUAUAGAGACAGGGCUGUAUAUCUUCUUGUCUCUGAUUGUAAUAUAAUUUCUACCCUUCAAGGCUACAUAAAAUGUAAUUUUGGAUCACAUUACAGAGGAAAUAAAUAAGUUUACUGGUGCACAGUUAAAGA